Molecule: messenger RNA, 636 nt
Organism: Sugiyamaella lignohabitans
Lineage: Eukaryota; Fungi; Ascomycota; Dipodascomycetes; Dipodascales; Trichomonascaceae
Exons: 1
Coding region: 1-636 (211 amino acids)
Cellular component (GO): mitochondrion
Source: RefSeq, a predicted model, not a curated record
AUGAUCCCGCUAACUGAGACCGGCGAGACAGAUGCUGAUGAUUCAGUAACUGUCAUGUCGAAGCGACUGUUCCACUCGUUACGGCCUCUGGGGAAGAAUCCAUACUAUUUUUAUGAUUUAGCGAAGAAACAGCCACGCCAGAGUUUCGACCCGGGUCACUACUCGUUCGGGAAUCUGGCGUCCACCGAGGAGAGAGCGAGGCAGGUGUUUGGCGACCUCGGAUCCAGGGAUGCCAGUCGGAUGGAUGCUCUUCACAAGGCGAGAACUAUUGCCGGUGUGCGGGUUCCUGAGAAGCCCGAGGAGCCCACCAACUGUUGUAUGAGCGGAUGUGUUAACUGCGUGUGGGAAAUGUAUAAAGACGAUUUAGAGGACUGGAGAGCCAAACGCAAAGAAGCCAAACACAGGCUGCUGACUGAUCCCAAAUAUGCAUCUACCAAGUGGCCAAGCGAUUUCGGUCCCGAGCCUCCUUCUCGAUCUAUAGAGACUAAUAUAUCAGAAGAGGCUGGCGAGUUGCCGCUAGAUGACGACGAGGCUUGGGACGGCGUAGACGUCAAUAUCAAAGUUUUCGUAGAAACUGAGAAGAGACUCCAUGCUCUUCGAAGACAGAGAGCUGCUACUUCCUCAGCUAGCCUGUAG